Molecule: messenger RNA, 2052 nt
Organism: Melanotaenia boesemani (Boeseman's rainbowfish)
Lineage: Eukaryota; Metazoa; Chordata; Actinopteri; Atheriniformes; Melanotaeniidae
Gene: ears2
Product: glutamyl-tRNA synthetase 2, mitochondrial
Exons: 10
Coding region: 240-1868 (542 amino acids)
Biological process (GO): glutamyl-tRNA aminoacylation
Molecular function (GO): tRNA binding; glutamate-tRNA ligase activity; ATP binding
Source: RefSeq, a predicted model, not a curated record
CUCGUUUUGCUUUCCGGUGUCGACGAAAAAGAAAUGUACUCAUGUUUGACCCAAACAUCGAUGCACGAGAAGAAAAAUGAUGUAGUUCUGUUGAGUUUAUUGUGGGUUCGCUGUCGUGUGUGGAAGUGCAGUUGCAGUAAUUAUUGUCUGCUACCUGACUAGCAAGCUAGUAGAAUGAAAACACUACAGAGAAAGCUCGUGUCACCCGUGAUUCAUUCGUUUUAACAAGCUUUAGCACCAUGUCACUUUGCCACAAAUCUUACACAUGGUGCUGUCUGCGCACUCUGGUGUCUCACAGAGGAUUUCAGUGUCUAACAGCAGUCAGAGACAGACCGGUUGGACUCCGGCAGCAUGCCGCUAUCAACAGAUGUUGCUCGACGGUUCAGGGCGAAGUGAGGGUUAGGUUUGCUCCCAGUCCCACAGGCUUCUUACACCUUGGAGGUCUCCGAACUGCUCUCUACAAUUAUAUCUUUGCAAAAAAGUAUGAAGGUGUUUUUGUCCUCCGACUGGAAGACACUGAUCAAAGCAGACUGGUACCAGGAGCUGCAGAAUCCAUAGAGGACAUGCUGGAGUGGGCUGGUAUACCUCCAGAUGAGAGCCCUCGUCGAGGGGGGGCACUGGGUCCAUACCUGCAGUCUCAGAGAUUAGAGCUCUACAAUCAAAUAGCCCAGCAGCUUGUUGAAAGUGGACAUGCCUACUAUUGUUUCUGCAGCCCUCAGAGGCUGGAACUACUAAAAAAAGAGGCUUUAAGAGCUGGGCAGACUCCAAGGUAUGACAAUCGGUGUCGCCACCUGCGACCUGACCAGGUCCAGGAAAAGCUGGCUCAGGGACUCUCGCAUGUGAUCAGGUUUCGUCUGGAAGCUGGCGUUGAGCCUUUUCAGGAUUUGAUCUUUGGAUGGAAUCGUCAUGAGGUGGCACAGGUGGAAGGUGACCCUGUUGUGAUGAAAGCUGAUGGUUUUCCCACCUACCACCUCGCCAAUAUAGUAGAUGAUCAUUACAUGAAGAUCAGCCAUGUACUGCGGGGAUCUGAGUGGCUCAUCUCCACCUCUAAACAUCUCCUCAUGUAUCGGGCUCUUGGAUGGCAGCCGCCCACUUUUGGACAUCUGCCACUUCUGAUGAAUAAAGAUGGGAGUAAGUUGUCGAAGCGACAGGGGGACAUUUUCAUUCAGAGCUUCCAGAGAGAUGGGGUCCUACCAGAGGCUCUGCUGGAUAUCACAACCAACUGCGGGUCUGGAUUCAACACCAAUCGAAUGGGGCGGAGGAUACAUGAACUGAUUUCUGAGUUUAAUCCUUCAAAGAUCACAACUCAUUCUGCUUUGUUAGACCUGGAAAAACUACCAGAGUUCAACAGAAUCCACCUGCAGCAGCAAAUCGAAGAUGAGGAGCGGUGUCAUUUCUUGAUAAAAGACCUGCAGGAGCAAAUCCAGCAGGCCUACACAGGAGAGAUCCAGGACAAAGAAGUGCUACAUGAGGAUUAUAUCAAGCGGGUUCUGCAUCUCCGCAAGGGUCAUGUAUCCUCCCUGAAGGAGCUUGUGAGCCCAGCUUAUGCUUACUUGUGGGUGCGUCCUUCCUUCUCCAGCCAGCAGGUGGCAACACUCACUCCAGAGGCCCAUCUCAUUGCUUCACUAGUGCUGAAGUUAAUCAAAGAACGAGAUGAGGAGCUGACGGUGGGCGGACUCAGUAAAGACCUGAAGACUCUGGCAAAGCAGACUAAAGUCACCAAGUACGGAGAAGUGAUGAAGCUCUUACGUCUGGCUCUCAGUGGGCUGCAGCAAGGUCCCAGUGUUGCUGAGAUGAUGGUGUCUCUGGGUCCUGCAGAGAUCAGACAUCGAUUCCUAAAGUUUCUGCAGCUUUCAGAUGCUAGUUGAAGGAGAUCUCCUUUUAUCCACCUCACUGACUGGAGCCAGAAGAGAUCCACUGUUGUUGGACUUUUGCCUGUAUGAUGAGAACUACAUACAUGACACGUGGUUAUUCUGCCACAGCCAAAAUGAACUUAUAUGUUGAAUACUACUCAUAUUGUUGCAAAUAUUUUAUAAAAGAGUUCAGAACUAA